Messenger RNA from Etheostoma cragini (Arkansas darter), 1580 nucleotides. It is a transcript of the gene ptk6b, whose product is annotated as PTK6 protein tyrosine kinase 6b. The coding region runs from base 26 to 1531 and encodes 501 amino acids. The record is from RefSeq and is a predicted model, not a curated record. Gene Ontology annotation, molecular function: signaling receptor binding; non-membrane spanning protein tyrosine kinase activity; ATP binding. Gene Ontology annotation, biological process: cell surface receptor protein tyrosine kinase signaling pathway; innate immune response; cell differentiation. Gene Ontology annotation, cellular component: extrinsic component of cytoplasmic side of plasma membrane. The transcript is spliced from 9 exons. NCBI's taxonomy places the organism in Eukaryota, Metazoa, Chordata, Actinopteri, Perciformes, Percidae.
GAGGGGGGGUCCUUCAUGCUCAUCUAUGGGUGAGUGUCUACGAAAAGCUUGCCCAUGUCUGGACGCACUAUGGCAGAGGAUUUACGGCCCAAAGCCUCCAGAAGGAGAAAUAGACCGAGGAGAAGCCAGGAGCCGUCCCGACGGCGGGGAGAGGAGGCCAGCCAGUUCGCCGCCAGCCAGUCCGGAGAGCGGCUCCAUGUACACGGCGCUCUGGCCCUUUCAGUCCAGGCACGAGGAUGAGCUGUCGUUCAACGAGGGGGAUCUGUUCAGUGUCAUCAGCCGCAAUGGAGACUGGUGGACCGCACGGAAAAUUGACAAGAACGGAUGCGUCCUGGACAGCGGGAUCGUUCCCAAAAACUACUUGGACCGGGCCGAGUCCCUACGAAUACAGCCGUGGUAUUUUGGGACAAUGAGCCGCCAUGAGGCACAAAGCCACCUAAUGGGAGCAGGAAAUGAUCACGGCGCUUUCCUCAUCCGACGCAGCGCGAAAGAUGACGUUGGAUACGUUCUUUCACUGAGGUCAAGCAGUGGGGUGAAGCAUUACAAGAUCCUACAAGCAGAUGAGAGGGAUUUUUACGUGGAGCAGGGGUUCAAUUUCAGCUCUCUGAUUGACUUGGUGGAGCACUACCGCGCAAACAGCCUGAACAACACCGGCCCACUGGGAACCUCCUGCAAGAGGAAAAAGCCCAGCACUCAAGAUUUGAAUCAUUUUACGGUGGAUGAGUGGGAGCUCCCCAAAGAGGAGUUCACCCUGGAGGAGGAGCUGGGCAGCGGCUACUUCGCCGACGUCUACCGGGGACGCUGGAAAAACCACAUUAAUGUUGCCAUCAAGAUCAUCAAAAGUGAUUCAGAGUUGAACCACAAUGACUUUCAGAGGGAAGUUCAGAUCCUAAAGCAUCUCCGCCAUCGUCACCUCAUCUCUCUGUUUGCCAUCUGCACGGCCUCGGCACCGUACUACAUCAUCACCGAGCUGAUGGAGAAAGGCAACCUGCUCAGCUUCCUCAGAGGUCCAGAAGGGCCAAACCAAGAAGUUGUAUCACUCAUUGACAUGUCAGCCCAAGUGGCUGAUGGGAUGGCAUACUUGGAGGAGCAGAACAGCAUCCACAGAGAUCUGGCGGCUCGAAACGUUCUGGUGGGAGAGGACAACAUCUGUAAGGUGGCCGACUUUGGACUGGCCCGAGUGAUCAAGGAGCCGUUCUACAUCACAGAAGAUAAAAAGAUUCCCUACAAGUGGACCGCUCCUGAGGCCAUCAGCCAUGGGAAGUUCUCCAACAAAUCAGACGUCUGGUCUUUUGGUGUGUUGCUCUAUGAGAUUAUCACCUAUGGCGGCACGCCUUACCCAGCCUUUAGCAACCAGGAAGUGUACCAGAAGGUUACCAACGGGUACAGGAUGCCGGCCCCGACCAAAUGUUCCAAAUCUCUCUACGACAUCAUGUUGAAAUGUUGGAGCUUAGAGCCCGAUGACAGGCCAGACUUCAAGACUCUCAAAGCCAAACUGGACAGCAGCUCUUACGAGUUGGAGAGUGAAUAAUGUUUUUUGGUCUGACUUAACAAACAAAGCAGCAAAUUGUCACAUUAGG